Agelaius phoeniceus (red-winged blackbird) is the source of this 1086-nucleotide messenger RNA. NCBI's taxonomy places the organism in Eukaryota, Metazoa, Chordata, Aves, Passeriformes, Icteridae. The record is from RefSeq and is a predicted model, not a curated record.
GCCAAGGACAGCGACGAUGAGGAGGAGGUGGUGACGGUGGACAGGGACCACUUCAUGGACGAGUUCUUUCGAGUGGAGGAGAUCCGGGGCUGCAUCGAGAAACUCUCGGAGGACGUGGAGCAGGUGAAGAAGCAGCACAGCGCCAUCCUGGCCGCCCCCAACCCCGAUGAGAAGACCAAGCAGGAGCUCGAGGAUCUCACGGCCGACAUCAAGAAAACGGCGAACAAAGUGCGCUCCAAAUUGAAAGCCAUCGAGCAGAGCAUCGAGCAGGAGGAGGGGCUGAAUCGCUCCUCGGCCGACCUGCGGAUCCGCAAGACACAGCACUCGACGCUGUCCCGCAAGUUCGUGGAGGUGAUGACCGAGUACAACGCGACGCAGUCCAAGUACCGGGACCGCUGCAAGGACCGGAUCCAGAGACAGCUCGAGAUCACCGGCCGGACCACGACCAACGAGGAGCUGGAGGACAUGCUGGAGAGCGGCAAGCUGGCCAUCUUCACGGACGACAUCAAGAUGGACUCGCAGAUGACCAAGCAGGCGCUGAACGAGAUCGAGACGCGGCACAACGAGAUCAUCAAGCUGGAGACCAGCAUCCGCGAGCUGCACGACAUGUUCGUGGACAUGGCCAUGCUGGUCGAGAGCCAGGGGGAGAUGAUUGACCGCAUCGAGUACAACGUGGAGCACUCGGUGGAUUACGUCGAGCGCGCCGUGUCCGACACCAAGAAAGCCGUGAAGUACCAGAGCAAGGCCCGGAGGAAGAAGAUCAUGAUCAUCAUUUGCUGCGUGGUGCUGGGCGUGGUCCUGGCCUCCUCCAUCGGGGGCACCCUGGGCCUCUGAGGCCCCUCCCCCCGGCCCCGCCCCCCCUGCCCAGGCCCCGCCCCCCCGGUGCCCCUCCCCCCCCCGAUACCCCCGUGAAUUAAUUAAUCAACCGCAUCAAUCGCGAAUAAAUUAACGAAUUAAUUAAUUGCGAACGGACGAACCAGCACGUGGUGGUCCCGUCACCGCCGGCCACGCCCCCUUUAUUUUGUUUUCUCCCCCCCCGAGGCUCCGCCCCCCCCCGAGGUGUUGGCAAAUCUAAGCUCCGCCCCC